AUGACGUCAAAAUUUGGAGUUGAUUACGCUAAACGGGUUGCCAAAUGUAAGAAAUGUCAGCAGCAAUUGUUCAAAGGGGAUUUACGAAUGUGGAGAAUGGUACCCAAUCCUUUUACAGCAGAUUCUGGAAAUCCAACAGAAAUGAAGAAUUAUUUUCAUGCAGAUUGUCUUUUCGAAACACUUACACGUUGUCGCGCUACAACGAAAGUCAUUGAUUCACCGGAUGACAUCGACGGUUGGAAUGCUGCAAACGAUGAUGACAAAGAAACCAUCUUAGAGAAGAUUAGGAGUCUUUCGGAAUUACGAUUGAAGAAGUUUGGAGAUAAAGUGAAUAUUUCAACGUCGUCUCCUUCAAAAGAUACGCCCAAAUCAGCUGCUUCUAGGAAUAUAUCUUCGAGAAAAUCAAAAGGUGAAAAAGCGCAAACGGUCACUUCUCCUCGGAAGAAAACAAAAUAUGAAACUUCCGAGCAAGUUCGGGAGGAAAUAAUUUCCGAAAAAGUUGAUGAGAGCAAAGCAAACAUUUCCAACAUGAAAAAAGGGCUGUCAAAAGCAGAAAUUUUGGAAGCAAGUAAGCCAGAGGAUAAUAUUCAGAAGAUGGGAAGCAAAUUCGAUGUAUUCAAAUUAUUUUGCAAACUUUGUGACGUGAUUGCAUCAGUGUCGAAAUAUACCGAAAAGACUGCAGCUGUUAAGAUAUUCAUUAACAAAGAAGGAUAUGAUGGCGACCUGUACUUAUUGCUCAAAUUUUUAAUUCCAGAAGCAGAUCAGAGAGUAUAUAAUUUGAAAGCAAAGCAGAUCGUAAACACCUUUUCCUCUAUGUUUGACUGGUCAGUUAACGAAUUGACAGAAUCGUACAAUCAAACAGGUGAUGUGUCUCAGACAAUAUGUUCAUUUUUUUCGAAAUUUGGUGUUGAUCGAAAGAAAUCGAAAGUGACAAAUCAGAUGGUAGACGAUUGGUUAGAAAAGUUGACUGGACUAACACGCGAAAAGGAGCAACAAUCACAUUUCUCAAAAAUAUGUGAAUUAGUCUCGUCUCUGGAAUUGAAAUAUAUUAUCCGUUUAAUAAUGAAAGAUUUGCGUAUAAAUGCUGGCGCAAAACACAUAUUGGAAGGCUUAAGGAAAGGUGCGUUUGAAAUGUUCCAAAAUUCACAAAAUCUGCAAGCAGUCAUUGAAAAGUGUCAGCACACUGAUAAAGAAAAGUCACCGGAAAGUGGCAUAAUUUUGAAUACGCCAAUUAAGCCUAUGCUUGCCGAACCAUGUCAAAGUGUUAAACAAGCAAUGGAAAAGUGCAACAAAGAAAUGUAUGCUGAAAUCAAAUAUGAUGGAGAGCGAUUACAGUUGCAUAAAGAUGGUAGCAACUUUAUGUUUUUCUCACGAUCGCUGAAACCAGUAUUGGAUCAUAAGGUCGACGAUCUAAAUGAAGUAAUCUCGGAAGCAUUUCCAACAAAUAAUUUAAUUGUUGAUGCAGAAAUGCUAUUGGUUGAUACAAAUACUGGGAAGCCGUUACCUUUCGGAACAUUAGGUAUCCAUAAAAAGAAGAAGUUCAAGGACGCAACAGUUUGUUUGUUUGUUUUCGACUGUCUAUAUUACGACAGCAAAUCUUUAAUAGAAAAGUCAUUAAGGGAACGGCGAAAAUUUCUAGAGGAGAAUAUGAAAGAAAUUCCAAAUCGUGUAUUGUUGUCCAAUUGUCAUCUUCUUAAAAAAGGAGAAAAUGAUAAAUUAGAAAUGUUAAUCUGGAAAGCCAUUGAUGAAGGUCUAGAAGGUUUGGUAUUAAAAGAUUUGGAUGCAAUUUAUGAACCUGGAAAAAGACAUUGGCUAAAGGUGAAGAAAGAUUAUUUGAAGGAAGGUGAUAUGGCAGACACAGCUGAUCUCAUUGUGCUCGGUGCUUUUUACGGAACAGGAAAUAAAGGCGGCACCAUGUCAGUGUUUUUAAUGGGUGUAUAUGAUAAGGAAAAGCAAAAAUUUUGCACAGUAACCAAAUGUGGCAAUGGCCAUGAUGAUGCCACACUAGAUCGGAUCAAUAAAGAAUUAGAACCAAAAAUGCACAAGAUAUCUCGAAUAUACGAAGAUUUACCGGAAUGGAUUGAAUGUUCCCGAUCAAUUGUCCCAGAUUUCAUUGUUGUAGACCCUAAAGAAGCACCAAUAUGGGAAAUUACAGGAGCGGAAUUCACGCGAUCAGAUAAGCAUACGGCAUCAGGCAUAUCGAUACGUUUUCCGAGAGUAACAAGAAUUCGAGAUGAUAAAAAUUGGGAAACAGCUACUAGCUUGCAAGAACUUGAGAGGCUGUUGGAACUUUCAAAAACAAAAAUCAACAACGAGCUAAAAAUUGAUGAUACCAUACCUCUUUACGCAAAAAAUAAAAAUGGUGCAGAAAAUGAUGCGAAAUCUUCAAUGGAAAGAAAAAGGAAACACGAAGCGGUUAGCGAGAGUUCUAAAAAUGACGACGAAAUUGUUGUUGGCAGUGCGAAGAAAGGUGAUAGUAAUGGGGAAACGAAAACAAAGAAAGCAAAAAUACCGUGCAAAUAUGGUGCGCAGUGUUAUCGAAAGAAUGUAGAACAUCUAAAGCGAUUUCAACAUCCGAAAUGA
Molecule: messenger RNA, 2583 nt
Organism: Acanthocheilonema viteae
Lineage: Eukaryota; Metazoa; Nematoda; Chromadorea; Rhabditida; Onchocercidae
Source: the annotation of a GenBank genome assembly